AUGGCGUCAAGAGUACAUCCAGUUACAAGUUCGACAGUAGCACAACCUCAAUUCUCUAUUCACCCCAAUAGAACCACUAAUGAUGGUGGUGAUAGUAAUUCUCAGUUUGGUGGAGGGACUUCUGCCACAUCUGGUUCGUAUGCUUCCUCCUUGUCAGGGAAAAGCAUAGUGAAUACUGCAGGAAUUAGUUUGUUCUCAUUUGUAACCACACUAAGAUCCAAAGAGUCAUUGAUUGGGAAAGAGAAUACUUACAUGUUCUUUUGGAUGAUAUUCUAUCAUGCCUAUUUGAUUUAUAAUUCAAUCAUUGUUUCUUCCAUUACAACACCUUUGGUGGAUGAUAACUCAACAACAUUGACAAGUGGCAUUUCUAACAAGAUGUGGGGAGUGAUUCCAGGUUGGAUUUGGAGAGCUUUGUAUUUUCCACUCAAUUUGGCCUCUGAAUUCUAUCCUUAUUAUCUUAUUGUUGCCUUAUCUGUGUUGUUUGUUGUUUUACAAAUCAUGACAGGAUUGGCCAUUUAUUAUUGUAAAUGGGCAUCAAGAAAGGGAGGAAAAUUCUUUGAAAAGUUCAAAUCAUUUGUUUUGAAUUCAUUGAUAUUUCAGAGAACCUUUUCCUUAUUCAUGCUCUCAGUUCAUUGUAUUUUAAUUACUCCAAGUACUUCUUCAAUUGGAUCACUCUAUUACUUUCCAAAUGAAGACUUCUCUUCAGUGCUACAAAUCAUAUUUACGGCCAUUGCAUGCAUAGGUAUUCUGUUGAAUAUUGUCCUGACAAUGCUUGCAAGUUAUUUGACAGUUGAAACAAGUGCUGAAUUGAAUAGAAAGAUUUUAUUCUCCAUGUAUUCAACUUCAACAUUCAUACUCUUCAAUUUGGUAAAUCAAUUGAGUUUAGUUGCCACCAUUCUUUGCACAUCUCAAUAUUCAUUCAUUGCUUCAAUUUUGAAAAUUGUCAUGAAUUUACUAUUAUUGGUAAUCAUGUUGAAAACAUUGCCAUUCUUCAGGAAAUGGGAGAAUUGUUUAUAUAUUGCCUUCAUUUCAUUGAAAGCAUUCACUCCAAUUUCACCAUUAAUUUUGCAGUUCAUUUCAACUUCAUUGGACCAACAAGUGAUUGGUGGAAUUAUGACUGUUGUUACUUGUGUACUUGCCAUUCUUUCAUUCAUUCUUGGUUUUAUUGGUGCUCACUUUUUCAUUUCACGUAAAUUGAAAUCAAUCAGAAAUUUAAUUUCCAACAAGGCAGAUAGUUCAAAUAUUUUAUUAACAUUGGAUGAUUCCAAAAAGAGACAAGACAAUUUGGCACUCUUCAUUCGAUUUUCAAUGAAUUGCAAAUCAGAGCUCAAAACAGAAGAAGGAAGUGAUUUUGAUUUGGCCAAGCACAGUGUGAAUACAUUUGUGAAAUCAAUUGAAAAUGUUGAUUUGAUGAUUGUGAGUGCAUUAUUUGUUUCAUUUGGUGGAAUUGAGGAAUAUGAUGAUUCUCAAUCAUACAGUAUUGGUUUGGCUCUUUUACAAAAAGCUCAAAGAAAUUCACCAUCACUAGCUCAAUUGUUCAACAUCAUGUUGAGAAAUGAAGAGAUUGAAUAUCAUGCAUUCCAUGGAAAUAAUCUUGAAGUUUUGAGAAAACUUGCAGUGGUUGAAAAGAAAGUCAAAUCCUUAUCUAGAUGUCACAAAUCAUUCUUCAAAGAAUUACUGAAUGACAAACCAUCCAUUGAUAAAUUGGAGCACAUCAAUAGAACAAGCUGUUCCAUUUACAAUGAAUGUGACACCAUCUAUGACAAUUUAUUGAUUGCCAACCGAUCCAACAAGACACUUCUCAGAUCCUAUGCCUCAUAUUUGGAAAAAUACAAAUGGGAAAUCAAUUUGGCAAGAGAUUUAUUUGAAGAAGCACAGGACAAUGAUGAUGAUAAGAAGAAUAGAUCAACUCUCCAAAUAUCCAAAGCCCACGAAUCAUUUCACAAAGGAACUACCUCUAGAUUCAGUAUAGACUCACAAAGAGCCAACUUGGAAAAUUGGGAUUCUGUAAGUGUAACUGCCGAGGAUAAUGAAGAUAGAAAAGAUCAUAUCUUGCGCACAGCCAUUAACACACCAAUGUCAACGGUUGUGUAUUCUGUAUUGUUUUUCAUUUUUUGUGUUGUCUCAUUGUCUACUAUAUGUAUUGUUGCUCCAAUAGCCUUUUCAUUUUCUCAGAGUAUUAACCAAAGAAUGUCCAUGCAAGAGAAAGUAUGCUUAAUGACAUCUGUGCCUUACAAGUUAUUGGCACAAAUAGGAGCUCUUCAAACCGAGUUCUAUUCAAGAGGAAACAAUACUGAAAAAUUACUCAACUCUACAAUUAUAUACACAAAGACAUUGUUAGAUACAGUUGGUACUGUCAUCUAUGCAGGCGAUAAUAAUUUGUUAAUGCCUGAAGUUGCUAAGGAAUAUUUGAAAAAUCAGUAUGAUCUUAAACUUCCUAUUGCUAAUGAAUCACUGGACGGAACAAGCGAUAUUCCAGGAUAUAAGUCUACCAAUACAUCUAUUCAAUUCUACUUGUCUUCAAUAUUAACACACGGUAAAACGUUGUUGAAGCAAUUUAAUAAUAUUGAGGUGUUAACAUCCCAUUUAGAUGAUAAUUAUCCAUACCUAUUUCUAUUUUACAAUAGAAUAUCCAUGUCUCUAGCUUUUAAUGGUCUGUGUUCAAAAUUUGUUGAAGAAAGUAUUGAUGUUUUGGAAGCUAAUUUUGAGCAAUUAUGGAUUACUGUGAUUUCUGUUCUAACCACGUAUCUACUAAUUGUAAUGAUUUACUUUUCCAUUAUCUUUGUGCAUGCCAGACGAAUAGUCACUGAGCUAAGGGAGGUAUUCAGAAGGAUUGCAAAAGACGAAGUCGGAAAGGUUUAUCACAAUUUUGACAAGAAAAUUGAUGACUCAAUAAGCUCGUCUAAUUCCUUUUUUAAAAUGAGAAAUUUAGUAAUGAUGGGAAGUUUUGUACUCGUCAUAAUUGUUUGCCUAUGUUCCGUCUUGGUUGUUGUAGAGCUACAAUCAAAUACCAAAAAUAGUUCCCAAUCUAUGAAUGUUGUUGGUUCAAUCAAUGCAGUUUCCCUAAGAACAAGUAGAACCAACUUUAGGUUACUUUGGUACUUUCAAAGAGUAAAGUACCUCACUACUUUGCCUUUGAUAUUCAAUGAGGAAAAUAAGCAAGAUUUACUUGACUUGAGAACUUACUGGAAUUAUGUGAUUGUGGGUGAUGAAUCAACAUCCUAUCAAUCAGCCGUUGUUGGAAAAUAUCAAGAUGUAGACUAUAUAUUAGGAGACUUUUGUAACGAUACCAUUCCUAUGGAAGAUCCUUGUCAUAGUUUGACCAUUGCACUGACGGAUUAUAUUACCAAGUCUUUAGAUUACAACGAAGUAUUCUUUGGGCAACAAAAGAGUAUGACACAAAUGGUGACUGCUUAUUUUACAGACAUUUUUUACAUAACACAAACAAUAACUACCAAUUUACAACUUCUUAUAUCCACCCUUGUAGAACACGAGAAGAUUUCAAGUAUUGGCCUAACAGCUAGCAUGAUUGUGUUGUGCUUUGUUGCCACACUUUUAUACGCAUUGAUUUGUUACUCUUCAUUGAAAAGAUAUUGGAAGGAAAGAGCAUGUUUGAGAAUGAUGUUGAAUUAUGUAAAUUUGGAAUUGAUUGACAAUAAUUUGAUUUUGAAAGAUUAUGUCAUGAGUAAUUCUAUUCCUUCAUCCUCAAAGAUAACAAAGUUAAUGUCCAAAUUUGAGAUGAGUUCCGAUGAAAAGGAAGACAAGAUUGAAAUGGUCAAGACUAUUUUGAAUGGAGGUGUUGAUUCUGCCAUUAUUUGUGAUAAGGAUGGAAAUAUCACCAUUUUCAACAAUUCAGCUGAGGAAAUGUUUGGACAUUCGAGGUCACAAGUUUUGGGACUCUCCAUUCAAUCUCUAUUCACAGAUGAGUAUUCUCAAAGAAUAACCAAAUUAAUUUCAACAGGUGAAAGUCAUGAUGCAUUUGAAGCAAUGGCUCUGAGAAAGAACAAGACUUCAUUCUCCUCAAAAGUUUCAGUUUCAAUUUCAAUUCAUGAAAAGAAGCAAAUUUUGAUUGUUUUUGUUCGAGAUAUUACACCUGAAAAGAAACAGAGUAUUUUGAUUGCAGAGGAAAAGAAGAAGAGUGAAGAUUUAUUAUUGAAUAUAUUGCCAAUGUCAAUGGCUUCAAGAUUGAAAAAUGGAGAAGAGAAUUUAUAUGAAAAAGUGAAUGAUAUCACUGUAUUUUUCAGUGACAUGGUUGGCUUUACAGCUUGGAGUUCAAAAUUACAACCAAGUGAGUUGGUACAAAUAUUGAAUUUAAUUGUUCAAGGAUUUGACAAGUUGACAGAAGUUCACUUGGUUGACAAGAUUAAGACCAUUGGAGAUGCUUAUUUCUGUGUGAGUGGUUUACAUUCAAGCAAGUCAUCGGAUCAUCCAGAAAGAAUGUUGAGAUUUGCCAUUGAAAUCAUGUCCUUCUUGAAAAAUAUCAAUCAGAGUAAUAACACAGCCAUUAAUUUGAGAAUUGGUCUUCACACAGGAGAUGCAGUUGGUGGAGUGAUUGGAUUUAAAAAGUUUGCCUACGAUUUGUGGGGAGAUACAAUCAAUACUGCCUCUCGAAUGGAAUCAACUUCACUUCCAGGAAGAAUUCAAAUUUCCAGAUCUACCUAUGGAAGAGUUUAUGAUUUAUUUGAGUUUGAAGAGAGAAUGGUUGAAGUGAAAGGAAAAGGACUUUCUCAAACCUAUUUAUUGAAGGAGAAACAUCAUGAAAAUCCACUUGGAUGUGAUCUAGAAGUUUCCUAUCAUACUCCUUCGAGUUCUAACAAGCUUGUUGAACAAGAACAGCAAGAACUCAAGAAUUAUUAUGAAAAUUCUGUAAUAGAUGAAUCUGAAAAGAAAUAA
Molecule: messenger RNA, 4893 nt
Organism: Naegleria gruberi
Lineage: Eukaryota; Heterolobosea; Eutetramitea; Acrasida; Naegleriidae
Gene: FM180
Exons: 1
Coding region: 1-4893 (1630 amino acids)
Biological process (GO): cyclic nucleotide biosynthetic process; intracellular signal transduction
Molecular function (GO): phosphorus-oxygen lyase activity
Source: RefSeq, a predicted model, not a curated record